This is a messenger RNA of Tachyglossus aculeatus (Australian echidna), 2025 nucleotides long. It is a transcript of the gene F3, whose product is annotated as coagulation factor III, tissue factor. Bases 67 to 936 code for a protein of 289 amino acids. Gene Ontology annotation, molecular function: protein binding. The record is from RefSeq and is a predicted model, not a curated record. Gene Ontology annotation, cellular component: membrane. The transcript has 6 exons. NCBI's taxonomy places the organism in Eukaryota, Metazoa, Chordata, Mammalia, Monotremata, Tachyglossidae. Gene Ontology annotation, biological process: blood coagulation.
UCUGGGGCGCCGCACACACACCGACAUCGACCGACACAGCACCGCCGACCCCCAGCCAGGACCGACAUGCUGCAGGCACGGACCGGCCUCCUCCUCCUCCUCCUGGUGGGCCUCCUCCCGGACCCGCAGACCAACGCCGCCGCAGCCUUAGCCGCAGACCCUUCAGAACUGUUAAGAGCAGUUAAUGUAACUUGGAAAUCUACUGACUUCAAGACCAUCUUGGAAUGGCAGUCCACACUAGAAGAUUAUGUCUAUACUGUCGAAAUAAGUUCCAGCAAAGCAGACAGAUGGAAAAAGAAAUGCAUCCGUACUUCAGCAACAGAGUGUGAUGUCACAGAUGACAUGAAAGAUGUGAUGGAAAACUACUCCGCCCGGAUCCUUAUAGAAAAGCAAGUGACGCUAGAAGAUGACAUUGAAGAACCUCCUCAUGUAAACACUCCCGAUUUCACGCCAUACCUACACACCAAUAUCGGACAGCCAAUAAUUGAAAGUUUCAGUCAAAAUGGCACCGAGUUGAGAGUGGUCGUUCACGAUCCCCAUACUGCUCUCCGACAUGAGCAAAACCUCAAAACCCUUCGUGGGAUUUUUGGCAGAAAUCUAAGUUACACGCUGUUUUAUUGGAAAGCGGCAAGUACGGGAAAGAAAUCAGAAAAGACUGAUACCAAUGAAUUUCUGCUCAAUGUGGAGAGAGAAGACUACUGCUUCAAUGUGCAGGCAACAAUCCGGUCUCGCAGUAAAAACCAGAAAAGCCCAGAGAGCCGGAUUGCGUGUACCAGUCAAAAGAAAGUUUUAUCUGAAGAACUGUUUUUCAUCACUGGGGCGGCAGUUUUCGUCAUCAUCGUCAUCACCAUUGUCAUCCUGUCUGUGACUCUGUAUAGGUGCAGGAAGAGGAAAGAUUCCGCAAAAAAAGACCACUCCGCUCUUAGCUUUACAUAAAAGCAGCGUCUUCACAAGUGUCUGCUUCUGCAAAGCUUGCAUCUUACUGGAUUCAAGCAAUAAUAUUUCCCCUCUAGACUGUAAGCUCAUUGUGGGUGGGGAAUGUGUGUUUGUUGUAUUGUCCUCUCCCAAGCGCUUAGCACAGUGCUCUGCACAAAGCACACACUCAACACUCAAAUGGUAUUGAAUGAAUGAACGAGUGCUUACUAAGCGCAGAGCACUGUACUAAGCAACUGGGAGAGUACAGUAUAACAGAGUUGGCAGACAUUCUCCUCCCUGCCCACCACGGGUUGACAGUGUACAGGAAGAGUUUACACUCCGUAUUUUGUGGUGGAAAAUCUGGUGGUACUUUUGGGAGAACAAAACAUUCCUAUCGUUUUAAAUGUAAUGGAGCUUGUCACCCUCCCUUAAGAAGGAAGGGAAAACUCUGUUUCUUUGAAACACUUUUUAUUCCUGUCAGCCACUCACUGUGACCACCCACAAUACACUUUAGUAGGUGGUGCAAUCUAUUUCCCCGACUUCUUGGAAACACUAUCGGUCUUUCUACACUAGCCACACUCUGGUACUGAGUAUUCUACACACAAGAAUGAGUUAUGCCUUUGGGUUGACUUCGGAAGAGCACAUUUUUCUGAGAAACUGACGAGAAACUACGACACAACAAACAAAGCAACACUGGCAUUGGACAGACUUCCUAAUUUACAUCUAGUCUACUAUCGGUUUAACCAUUUGAGAUGCAGGUUCUUAAAGAAACAAGUUUGAAAUGUGUAUUUUGUGCCUCUUUAGUAUGCAGUAGGAUUUAGCACUACAACUGAUUUACACUUGAUGGAUAAUGUAUUUUUAAUAAUAAGACUACUAGUCAAUUGAAUGUCCGAUUUUGUAGAAACUCAGGCUACUACAAGUAAUGUGGGGUGUGUGUUUGUGUAUGUGGGAUUUUUGGUAUGGUUUUUGCACUUGGGAAACUUCUAUUUAUGUAGAGGAUAUUUUAUAUAUAUAUAUAUAUUUGUAUAUAUUGUGAUAACUUAUUUAAUAUACUUUUUUAAUAAAUAAAGGUGAAUGGGAAUAAAGUAAAGACUCAGUUUUGCUAUCUCA